Messenger RNA from Schistosoma haematobium, 7891 nucleotides. RefSeq names its product Fructose-1,6-bisphosphatase isozyme 2. The coding region runs from base 5029 to 5535 and encodes 168 amino acids. Gene Ontology annotation, biological process: fructose metabolic process; sucrose biosynthetic process; fructose 6-phosphate metabolic process. The transcript is spliced from 6 exons. Gene Ontology annotation, cellular component: cytoplasm; cytosol. Lineage: Eukaryota; Metazoa; Platyhelminthes; Trematoda; Strigeidida; Schistosomatidae. Gene Ontology annotation, molecular function: fructose 1,6-bisphosphate 1-phosphatase activity. The record is from RefSeq and is a predicted model, not a curated record.
AUAUUCGGUUAGUGCGUUACGAUGUCGUCGGAAUCAGGACUUGAGACUGACUAUUUGACGUUGACACGCUUCAUUAUACAAGAACAGAGAAAAUUUCCGUCUGCUACAGGUGAGCUGACACAGCUGAUGAAUGGCCUGCAAACAGCUAUUAAGGCUGUUUCAAUAGCUGUUCGUAAAGCAGGGAUGAUUAAUCUUUAUGGUUUAACUGGUUCCAGUAAUGUUCAAGGUGAAGAUGUGAAAAAAUUAGAUGUUCUAUCAAAUGAUUUAUUUAUCAAUAUGUUAAAAUCAUCUUAUUCAACUUGUUUACUUAUCUCAGAAGAAAAUGAUAAAGCUAUAGAAGUGGAAUUCGAUAAACGAUGUGGGUGUGCUACUUAUAUUGACAUAAGUAGUAUAUGAUGUUAGUCGUGAACAGAAGGUCUGGCAACAGAAAGAUAAGAGGAUCGAACAAUAAAGAAUGGGACAGGAUGCAAUUUAUAUGGAAAUGCGAGAACAAUGAAGUCUGAGUCAUUUUGAGACAAUUGGUGGACAUUUUGCAAAUUAAGGAUUUACUUUAUGAUUGUUAGAUUUUAUUAACAAGUCCUAUAAUUUUGUGUUAAAUACAUUUGUUUUUCCCCACCCGUGUUCUUGUUCACUACAGUAGUUGUACUUCUUGACUUUAAAUGGAGAAUCUGACUCAAUUAAUCAGGAGUGUUUUUUUGACAAUGUCUCUUUGUCUGUCUAUUGUUAAAAUAUGUACCGAAUAUAUGCAUAAACCUUGUGAUGGGUCUCUAUACAAACACUAUAAUUUGAUUUAGAGCUAAUGACAAACUGUCACCAGAAUUUUCAACUUUAAUUGGUAUUCGUCAGGGUUUCCAGUUGUCCCUCUUUUUAUUUAAUGCCUUCAUCGAUAUCCUCCCAUAAAUCGCAUGGAUUGGUCUCCUACCAGCAAGUACAAUUAUUGAUUUAUACUACACAGAUGGUAUAGUUCUGCUUUUUUUGUAGAUGAAGCAUCUUCUGAAGUCUGUGAGUAAUAAAGCAGUUAUGUUUGCGAUCUGAUUCUCUCAAUAUAAAUACAAACUGUUUCUUUAGGACUGCCCUUCUCUGUCGUUUGAAAUUAUCAUAAGGAGUGAAGUAGUUGCUUCCACUUUCCAUGUCACUUUUCUUAGAGUCUCACUUAACCAUACUGGGUUGAUGUUUGGUGAAAUCUCGGUACCGAUCCAGAAAGCUCGGCUAGUAUUUGGUAACUUUAAUCUCUUUGUGUCGUAGUAAAGAUGUCUCUCUGCCAAUUAAAGGCUGAAGCAAUUGAGACAUGUUUGUAUAUCCUCGAUUACCUCGUACUUCGAUGCUCAAAGUUGGUUGGUGUAGAAACAAUUCGAAAGAAAGCCAGGUACAGCCAAGUCAAAACGUAACAUUAGCUCAUAAGAUGGUUGACUGUUGGUCUGAGGCAUGUUGGUAGGUGCAGACUAUCUUUUUGAGGUCUGUGUGAUGACCACAGUCAUUGUUUAAGAAUAUUGAGUUGUGUGGCUGAGAAUCAAUCGAAAUGAGCAGAUGGAUUCAUUCCCCUUGAUCUUAAGUUCCAGCAUUUGUUUAUGCUUAUCUUUUCAUCUUGUUUUCUUAAACUAUCUCUAAUGUUUCAUCUUUAUCACUAUCAUUGUUACUACAGUUAUUUUAACUCGUUUGCUAUUUAUCUUAUUAACUCAAUCUUGUGAUUGUAGUGUCUAGUACUAUAUCAAGCCCACAUAAGUUACUCUAGCUUACUGACAAACAAGUUUAUUUAUUUUUCUUGAGUCACAUUUUAACAUUAGCAAUUAUUCGCUUAUAUUAACCUUAACGUUUUAUAUAAACGUAUAUGUGUGUAUCUCUUACCGUAUUCAUCAUGUGUCUGUAGUUUACUUUUGUCUGACUAUAAGUAUUGAGUCAAAUUUUAUCAAAUGGAGUCUGUACUAUUCCUUUCUCCGAUCUGCUUCUUCGUUUCGUUUCUCAUAUUGUCUGUCUGGAGUAACGAGUGUAUGAAAUAUAAGUAUCCAGAACUCAUUCUCGCAUUUGACCCUUUUCAUUCUGUUAAUAUUCAACGCUAAUUAACUCGAUAAUUAUAUACGAGGGUAGCCGAGAUGUAUAUUUCGUUAAUGUCAUCAUAUAUUCAAAUCAGAGUUAGAUCAACGGGCCUCUAAAUGCUGACUUAAUAUGAUAUCUCAGGCUUUAAUAUUGAUUAUUAUUAUUAUUAAUCGAUUGGUGAAGAGUUCCAAAAUAUUCCUCGGAAAAGUCCAUAGGAGCCCAGGAAACUCCUGGAGACGUUUUAUCCAAUCAGUGUUGAAUAGAUGCUUCUCAGAACCAUCUAGGAGGUGAAGAGUCACUUAUCAUAUUUCUGAUUGGAUAUUUACCCAUCAUGCUACUAUAUUUAGUAUGGUUGCAGAACUCCACAGAUGCCCAAGGUCGUUUGUAACUCCAUGAAGGAAUAUUGGAGUGAAGCGUUCUUUUCACACUUCACACCUUAUUCCGUAUGUUCAGGUUGUUGUGUGAAUUGAGCUCGGGUGUUAGAAGCAGCUAAGAAAUCGAAUCGAGCGUUCAUUAUGGAAACUUAACGAGUGUAUAGAAUAAAAAUAUCUGUUUAAUUAAAUUAAUUUAUAUAAAAUUCACUUCGUUUUGUACAAUCAGUGUUUUAUCACUAAACCCUACAUAAAGACCGGUUUAGAUCAAAGUUAACCAUAUAGACUUGUACUUGAUUACUGGAUAACAAUAAAUUAAAACUGAGAAACAUAAUAUGACCCGUGAUUGUAUUCACUAAUGCAACUCCCUAGUUGGUUUAUAAAUACAGAUCUAUCUUAUUAUUAAUAAUAAACAGGUUUAUUUUAAAACAAUGGUAGGGAUAUAUUUAAUUAAAUAAUUUGAAUUUCAGCUUAUUGGACAAUUGAAUCAUGAUAUUGUUUGCAAGAGGUAUUUCAUGGAGUUCUAGUAAGAAACACUGACCAGUGGAGUUCAACCGGAUCUGUUGUGGGAUAGUAACUCACUGAAGACAGUGGUGGAUAUGUCGCUCAAUUUGAUGGAUUAGUUGAAGUAAGACAUUAACACCGUUGGAUGCCGGCCAGCUCAGUGGUCUGAAUGUUAAGUGCUCUCGCGCGAGACCGAUAGGUCCUGGGUUCGAAUCUCGCGGGACAGGAUCGUGAAUGCGCACUUCCACUGAGGAGUUCGACAAGCAGACGAAAUGGUCGUCCAGUGCUUCCAGGUUUUACAUGAUGGUCUAGGUUCAGUUGACUCAUGAUCUCAACCAUCGAAAGUUUACAUAUCUGUUGAACUUGAAAUAUCUUAUUAUAUAAGUUUAAUUAGUAGUAUAAUGGACAAAUCAAUCAGAUUUAUGAUAGCAGACUUUGAAUCUUGGCGCAAAAUCCAUUCAUCCGUAUGAUUAAUCAGCAUUUCGUCAUUACCAGUUAGUCAGUCAGUUACAACGUAAGACCAGACACAUAUAGGUAUUGGUUCAAGUUGCCAUACCUCAUCAACACCGGGUUCAUAGAAGGGGUUAAUUCACUGAUGUCAACGUAUAAAAGAAAGAUUGAGUAUAAGGAUAUAGUAUAGGAAGAAAGAAUUAGUUCGUAGAAAGAAUGAUAUGAAACGAUUUUAAUCUCAUAGUUUAAGGGAAGACAGAGAGUGUAUACACCUACACUUAUUGUGAUCGAUUCUGAACCAUGUCACACAUAAUGUCCAACCAUUGGUUACGAUAGUCAUUAUAGAUGAUGUCAGUUCUUUAUGGAAACUUUAACUCUAAAUUCAAAUCCUUAUUCCUCACACUAAUUUAUAACCUUCUUUAAGUCUUAGGCUGUAGGUGAACUGUCUUCAAGUCGCUUUAGCGUCCUCUAUAAAUUAUGAUAGCUAAUAACUCGGUAUUAGCUAAGAUGGAGUUCUUAUAUUAAGUUUCAAAUUGUAUAUGUUAGACAUGUGGCAGUUGUAUGUGUAUUAUGUAGUCUAAUAUUAAUACAUAUAUUACUGUUACAUGAAUACGAGGCCAACCUAUUUGUUGAGUGAGAGAAAACCAAGUGUGAUUAGGAAGCUUUUAUUCGCUUACCAAAUCCACAUAUGUGUACAAAUGUAUCAUUUCGAAAAUUUUAAGUCAUUAAUGUAUAUCUGUUUUUCUUUCCGAAAAUUGAGCGAAAUUUUGUCCAUUCACGUGGACCUAUCAACAUCUUCCACUUAUCAUGUGGCCUUGAAGUUACAUGUCUGAUUCACUCGGUUUAUCACCUUUCUUCCUGGAAAAUAAGUUUUGCUUCAGGUUCAGGUGUUGAAGUAAAGGCACGUCAACAUCUCUAACUAAAGUGGAUGAAGGGAGAGUAGACUUAACAUUACUGAGAUAUAACCCUCAUAACAAUCAAAUAUCAUUCACUUGGAAAAGGUUGCAUUUUCCUUGUUCAAGUGUUGUAGAACUAUUGAAACCAGAUGAUUAUAUGAAAACUGUUUGAAGCUGGCUACAUGUAAGAAUUAGAAUGUAUAUAAUGUUAGGUCGUUGAAGGCAGUCUGGAGAAUACUCUAGGCUUAGGUUUUAUCCUAGUAAGCAUUCAUCAACAAAGCAUAACUGAAGUAUCUUAGCAACUGGUAGUUUUUGUAGGAUCUCAACUUGCAUCAUCACUGAGUGAGCUAUUCUAGCCAUAAUUCUCAAAUUUUUACAGCUUCUAGUUUAUUCUCCAUAUUUUGAUCAACUACCCUAUCAACUAUCCUAUAGGAUUUGGUAGAGUUCUUUUAAACUGUACUUUUUUGUGAGUUACAUCAACCUUGUCGUCAAUUUGUGUGACAUAAUAACUUUCAUGAUGCUAUUUCCUACCAGUUUUUUUUCACAAAACUAUCAUCUUUUAUUCAUUGUAUUUUUUGUAGGGAAAAUAUAUUGUUUGUUUUGAUCCAUUAGAUGGUUCAUCAAAUAUUGAUUGUUUAGGUUCAAUUGGUUCAAUAUUUCUUAUUUUACGUUCAUCAUUACAUAAUGAGAAAAGUGAAAUAUCUCAUAAAUUAGCAUUACAACCUGGUCGUCAAGCUGUUGCUGCUGGUUAUGCUUUAUACGGUAGUGCUACGAUGUUUGUUUUAACUGUUGGAACUGGUGUACAUGGUUUUACAUUGGAUCCAGCAAUUGGUGAAUUCAUACUGACACAUCCUAAUAUCUCUGUUAAACCACGUGGAAAUAUUUAUUCAAUUAAUGAAGGUUAUGCAAGUCUUUGGGAUAAUGCUAUUACAGAAUAUAUUCGAAUGAAAAAAUUUCCUGAAUCGGGUAAACCUUAUAGCGCACGUUAUUGUGGAUCUAUGGUUGCUGAUGUUCAUCGUACAUUAAUUUAUGGCGGAAUAUUUCUUUACCCAAGUACAAAACAAUCUCCUAAAGGAAAGCUAAGAUUAUUAUAUGAAUGUAAUCCAAUGGCAUUUAUCAUAGAACAAGCUGGUGGCUUAGCAACAAAUGGUAAAAUUCCCAUCUUAGAUAUACAACCAAAUCAUAUACAUGAUCGUGCACCAAUCUUUCUUGGUAGUCAAGAUGAUGUCAAAGAAUUAAUGUGUAUUAUUGAAAAAUUCUCUAAUCAUAAUAAACCAUAACUUUAUUAUCAAAUAAGUAUUAGAAAAAGAAAGGGGGGGCGCGGAGCUUUAUUAAUAUUCUAGUCAUUUGAAUAAUAGUUGAAUACAUGAAUGAAUUUAAAGUGCUAGAUCAUUAUGGAAAACUUAGGCAUAAUAAAUGUUGGUUUCGUCCUUACUGUAGGACUCUUCAGGAGCAACCUUCGUCGAAAUAAUUGUCUAGUGUUAUCAGGUUUUCCAUAGUGAUCUAAAUUCAAUUAAACUUGUAAUUUCAACUAUUCAAAUUGUUCUUAAUUGUUUAGCUUUCUUUUUUCUUCUCAUUUUGUUCAUUUAUCCUUAUGUGUUUGUGUUAAGUUUGAAUAAGAAAAACAAACAACAUAUUGUUAAAUCAAUCUGUAUUUUCUUGUAUUAUUUGUUUAUUUUGAUGUUUAUGUGAUUGAAUGCUGGAAUAGUUCUCUAGUGGUUUAAAGAUGUUCAAUCUUCAUACUACUAGAUAGUGUUAUAUCCAUUCGUCGCAAUUGUUGUGCCGGAAAAUGCCGCUGAUCACUUAUACUCGGAACGAGGAACCUCGGCAAUUCCCACCAUGUGAAAGUAAGAACAAAAAGACUGGUAUAAGUGAAGAUUUAUUAGCCCCAAAACAUUAUGACGACGACGAUGAAUCGAAAUAGUCAAAAAUACACUGGUUUAUAUAUUGAUUGUACACCCAUUUUCAUUAAUAAUUAGGAUGAAAUCACAUACUCAGUUAUAACAACUCACUUACUGAGCCUAGUUCAUUUCAAUGGAAUACAAGAAUAUCUCGCAUAUUAUACAGAAGAAAAUAUCAUACGAGAAAAGAAAACAACUACUACAUUGAGUAAUUAUUACAUUGAAUUAGAAGUGAAGUAAUGUUGAACAAAACUCAUAAUGAGUAAUUCAACCGAAAAUCGACUUCUUUCCAUCAUAUCAAAUAGUAGGUUUGAACUCUACUUCGGUUUAGACAAUUGGAGGGUAAUAUUAUUAGGUCUUAUUAUACCUAGAAUGUGGCUCAAAGUCAACUAUACCAAUUCCUAUUCGUUAUUGAAUCCACAAAACCCCUUCUGAUAUUAAUCAAAAUAUGUGCACUAGUGACUGGAUUUAAGAGGUAUCUUUUCUGGAGUUCUAAUGAGAAGCAGUGAACAGUGGAGUUCAACCGGAUCUGUUGUGAGAUAGUAACUCAUUGAUGACAAUGGUAAAUGUGUUGCUCAAUUUUGCGGAUUAUUUGAAGUUAGACAUUAACAUUGUUGUAUGCCAGUCAGCUGAGUGGUCGGGAUGUUAAGUGUUUGGGUGCAAGACCGAUAGGUCUUAGGUUCGAAUCUCGCGAGACAGGAUCAUGGAUGCGCACUUCUGAGGAGUCCCACAAUAGGACGAAACAGCCGUUCAUUGCUUCCAGAUUUUUCUAUGAUGGUGUAGUUUCAAUUGAUUCAUGAUCUCAACUAUUAAAAUUAUUAGUAAUUUGUUUAAAUACUUUGAAUAAUGUGUUUCAGAAUCGUCUGCAAUGGCGUCACUUAAAUCUCAACUAGAUUGAGAGAAUUCUAUCAGCACCAAGGAAUAGACAAAUAUGACAUUAGUUACUACUCAAUAAUCGAUCAAUAUAUAUCUUUUAGUCUCAAAGCGGAUUAAUUAUGGCGCUAAUAGUUCAUUAACAAUUCUUCAGAUUGUGAGACUAAUUGAUUUAGGUUUAAAUUCACAAAGGGUCGAUAGUCUCUUCCAGGUUAAAUAUAUUACCUAUUGACAAAUGUCAACUAACAAAGAAUUCAGUUCAAUAGUUUCCUACCGAAUACCUUCAAUUAUCUAACUUAAAGUCAACUAAAGAGUAUACAGGUAGUAAGCUAAAUAAAUAAUGCACAUUGUAAAAUGAAAUCUUCAGAAUUCUUAAUCAUUGAUUUAAAUAGAGAUGUAUUAACUGUUCAGUUAUUCGCUGUUUUCGAUUGAGAUCAUAAACUGACUGAUCUAAGAACACUAUUGAGAACCUAGAAGCACUGGACGACCGUUUCGUCCUAUUGUGGGACUCCUUAGCGGUGCGCAUCCCAUGAUCCUGCUCACGGGAUUCGAACCCAGAGCCUUCAGUCUCACGCGUGAACGCUUAACCUCUAGACCACCCGAGAUGGCCGGCAUCCAACGAUGUUAAUGUAUAACCUCAAACAAUCCACUAAAUCGUGCGACAAUCUUCCAUUGUAUUGAGGUAAAUACCUGUCUCUAACCGACAUGGAUUAGCUUCGCUGUUUAUCAUACAAUAUUCCCUAAACUUAUGUUUCAUUCACGUAUUUUCACCGAAUGUCAGAUCAUUUAGACUAGUGAUCAUAUCAAAACUUUAUUGACAGAAUUCUAUGCUUACUAAGAAAGAGACAAACAUGACAAUGUU